UCCCGGCUCAUGCUCAUUCUCAGCACAAGCAGUAGCUAGCUAGCAACUCUGAUCACAUCGCCGGGGAAGAAAAGUAGGAGGAGAUCGAUGGCCAAGCCAAGCGCCGCUCCGGUGACCGGCGUCCCCGUCGGCUCCGCCGCCUGGUCCACCGGCCUCUGCGACUGCUUCGACGACUGCGGCCUAUGCUGCUUGACGUGCUGGUGCCCGUGCAUCACGUUCGGGAGGGUGGCGGAGAUGGUGGACAGGGGCUCGACGUCGUGCGGCACCGGCGGCGCGCUGUACGGGCUGCUGUGCGCGUUCACCGGGUGCCAGUGGAUCUACUCCUGCACCUACCGGGGCAAGAUGCGCACUCAGUACGGGCUCGCCGAAGCCGGCUGCGCCGACUGCUGCGUCCACUUCUGCUGCGAGCCAUGCGCGCUGUGCCAGGAGUACCGCGAGCUCGUCGCCCGCGGCUACGACCCCAAGCUCGGCUGGCACCUCAACGCCGACCGCGCCGCCGCCGCCGGCGCCGCUCCCGCCGUGCAGUACAUGGGCCGCUAAAUAGCGUACUUGGACUGUGAAAUAAGAGUUGUUCAGUUAAACAAAAGUGAUUUGUUCCGGUCAAAAAAAAUCUCAAGAUAUUGGUAUCUCACAGUAUCAAAUCGUUUCUGAUUGUUGAAUUUAGCUGGACAGGACGAUGAGCAUUGUUAGAUUCAUCGAUCGGAAACUAUUUGAUACCGUGAGGUAUCAGUACCAUGUGAUACUUUUUAUUUGGACCGGAACAAAUCUCUAAACGAAAAGUAUCCGGAACAAAUUUCUUUUAGAGUAUCCAGUUAAAAAUUUUAAUUACCCGUGGUAAAUUACGUGUGUUUUAUUUGAUAUCUACGACUAUAGUCAUGGGAUUAAGUUUGUAAAUGCGUGUUUGGUGAUGCGUGGUCUCAGCUUUUGUUUGUAAUUUUCUCCAGUUUAAUGGAUUUCUGAUUGUACUCUCCAAAUUAGCCGGCCUGCCCCUUGUUUCGGGGCAAAAUAAUAAAUGAAUAAUUUCGUUGAAAA
Molecule: messenger RNA, 1032 nt
Organism: Oryza sativa Japonica Group (Japanese rice)
Lineage: Eukaryota; Viridiplantae; Streptophyta; Magnoliopsida; Poales; Poaceae
Product: cell number regulator 10
Source: RefSeq, a predicted model, not a curated record